Molecule: messenger RNA, 1220 nt
Organism: Cucurbita maxima (winter squash)
Lineage: Eukaryota; Viridiplantae; Streptophyta; Magnoliopsida; Cucurbitales; Cucurbitaceae
Product: chaperone protein dnaJ C76, chloroplastic-like
Exons: 9
Coding region: 37-1032 (331 amino acids)
Molecular function (GO): iron ion binding; electron transfer activity
Source: RefSeq, a predicted model, not a curated record
UUUCGUUAUGUUCUGUUUCAUGCAACUCCCUCUGCAAUGGCUCAGCUGCUCUCCCCUGUUUGCACCGAGGCCAUCAAAGUUCAGACUCCGUUUCUGAGCCCAUGGCGCUCCCUUGCGAAGCCUACCGGUUCUUGCGGCAAGAUUGUCCGCGGCGCUGGACGACGGAACUGUGGCAGUUUGAAAGUCGCAGCGAGGGAUUCGGAGGCCAUUGCCGAUGAUUAUUAUGCCGUUUUGGGACUGCUUCCAGAUGCGAGCCCGGGACAGAUUAAAAAGGCGUAUUAUAAUUGCAUGAAAGAGUGCCAUCCAGACUUGAGCGGCGAUGAUCCAGACACCACCAAUUUCUGCAUGUUCAUUAAUGAAGUCUAUGAGGUGCUUAGUGACCCAGUGCAGCGAAUGGUUUACGAUGAAAUUCAUGGAUAUGCUUUGACAGCAAUCAACCCUUUUAUAGAUGGUUCAAGCACAAAGGAUCUCGCUUUUGUUGAUGAAUUCAGCUGUAUAGGCUGCAAAAAUUGUGCUAAUGUCGCCCCUGAUGUCUUCGGAAUUGAAGAAGAUUUCGGACGAGCUCGUGUGUAUAGCCAGUGUGGGAAUCCUCAACGAGUUCAAGAAGCAAUUGAAAGUUGUCCAGUAGAUUGCAUCCAUUGGACUUCAGCAGCCCAAUUAUCUCUGCUCGAAGAUGAAAUGCGGCGGGUCGAAAGAGUGAAUGUUGCGUUUAUGCUUUCUGGAAUGGGAUCAUCCGCCGUGGAUGUUUUCAGAAUGGCUAGUACUCGAUGGGAGAAGAGGCAAUCAAAAGUCAUGGAACAAGCAAAAGUGAGGAUGACGAAGAAGAAAGGUUCUGAAAGCAAUGAUUCAUAUUGGACCAAUCUUUGGGGCAGCCCUAAAGAUCAAACAAAUCCAGCUAAUGAAGAGGAAACAAAGGAACGAGCAAAACGAGCUGCAGCUGCUGCUCGACGAUGGAGAGAGUACUCCCGACGGGGCGUUGACAAGCCUCCACCUUUCAAACUUCCCGAGUCAAUCUCGAGCAACGAUAACUAACCAGGUGAUUAAAAAUAUAUAUUAAUUUAUAUCCAAUAGCUUUAUAGUCGUAAAUAAUAAAUCAAUAUCAUUUGAAAAAAUAAAAAAAAAAUCCAACAAAAAUCAAAUCAUCAUCCAUUUAUGUAAUUAUUGUAAAAACAUCCUCUCUACCAACUGAUUCAUGGAACAAGUUGGGAUUUGUUUAUAUU